AUGGCACAGUCCUUCACGCUCCGUACAUCUGCCAAACCACAACUUUGCUUCAAAGGAGACAAUCAGCGUCUUGCAUUCUCCGCGCCGAACAAAACCCUAACCCAUCUCCGGCCAACGCCCAUUUCGCGGGUACAAGCUAUAACAGCGAGCGCAUCCGUUGAAAUCCCUCGCCGAUGGUACAACCUGAUUGCCGACCUCCCUGUGAAGCCUCCGCCGCCGCUGCACCCGCAGACGUUCGAGCCGAUAAAGCCGGAGGAUCUCUCGCCGUUGUUCCCGGACGAGCUGAUCAGGCAGGAGGCCACCGGCGAGAGGUUUGUAGACAUUCCCGAAGAGGUUAUCGACGUCUACCGUCUAUGGCGCCCGACCCCUCUGAUCAGGGCCAAGAGAUUGGAGAAGCUGCUGGGCACGCCGGCGAGGAUCUACUACAAGUACGAGGGCGUCAGCCCAGCCGGGUCCCACAAGCCGAACACGGCCGUGCCCCAGGUUUGGUACAACGCCCAGCAAGGGGUGAGGAACGUGGUCACUGAGACCGGCGCCGGCCAGUGGGGGAGCUCGUUGGCCUUUGCGUGCAGCUUGUUUGGUCUCAACUGUGAAGUGUGGCAAGUACGUGCCUCCUAUGACCAGAAACCUUACCGUAAGCUGAUGAUGCAAACUUGGGGUGCCAAAGUACACCCCUCACCUUCCACUGUAACUGAAUCCGGGCGCAAAAUACUCAAAAACGACCCCUCGAGCCCGGGAAGUCUGGGAAUCGCCAUUUCCGAGGCUGUGGAGAUUGCUGCUAAAAACGCUGACACUAAAUACUGCUUGGGGAGUGUUCUCAAUCACGUGCUCUUGCACCAGACGGUUAUAGGCGAGGAAUGCAUACAACAGAUGGAGGCUAUUGGCGAGACUCCAGACGUGAUUAUAGGGUGCACGGGUGGCGGGUCGAAUUUCGGGGGGCUCGCAUUUCCUUUUAUUAGAGAAAAAAUUAAUGGUAAGAUUAAUCCUGUUAUUCGGGCAGUCGAGCCGGCUGCCUGCCCCUCGUUGACGAAGGGUGUUUACGCUUAUGAUUAUGGUGAUACGGCCGGGAUGACUCCCUUGAUGAAGAUGCACACACUCGGGCAUGAUUUCAUACCGGAUCCUAUUCAUGCUGGGGGACUGAGGUACCAUGGCAUGGCUCCACUGAUUUCGCAUGUGUAUGAAUUGGGUUUCAUGGAAACAAUUGCAAUUGCUCAGACUGAAUGCUUUGCAGGAGCAAUACAGUUUGCUAGGUCUGAGGGUUUAAUUCCAGCUCCCGAACCAACUCAUGCAAUAGCUGCCACCAUAAGGGAAGCUCUUCAUUGCAAGGAGACGGGCGUACCGAAAGUUAUUCUCAUGGCAAUGUGUGGACACGGCCAUUUUGAUUUGCCGGCUUAUGAGAAGUAUCUGCAAGGGGGACUUGUUGACUUAGCGUUUUCUGAGGAGAAAAUAAAAGCAUCGCUGGCCAAUAUUCCUCAGACCAAACUGAAACAAUCUCCGUUUUCUGAGGUCGUCGUCACCAUCGUAGAACGGCAGUUUCCUAAUUUUCAUUUUUUCGCCGCUCUAAUUAGGGUUGCACAAGGUGAAGGUCAGGACUUAAUCAUGACAAGCAAAGGCCGAGUUCCUCCUCCCCACCUCCGCCACCCGCUCAACUCGGGCCCUGCUUCGGUCUACCCCGACCCGUACCCACCUGGCCCCCGCCCGCCUGUCAGUGGCUUCCCGCCCUUUGAAAUGCUGCCUCCUAACCAGAUGAUGGCCCACAAGCUCUCCACGCAGCAAGUGGAGAUCGAGAAGCUCGUCACGGAAAACCGCAGGCUGGCAGCCACUCACGGUAAUCUCCGGCAGGAUUUGGCCGUUGCCAAGCAUGAAAUUCAGUCAGUGCAUGCCCACAUUGCGGAAGUGAGGGCUGAGAAAGAGCGGCAAGCAAGGAGCAUGCUGGAGAAGAUGGCGGCCAUGGAGAAAGAGCUUCAGGCUGCUGAGCCCCUGAAAAACGAGCUGCAGAAAGCGCGGGGUGAGGCGCAGGUCUUGUUGGCUGCUCGACAGGAGCUGAUCUCGAAGGUGCAGCAGCUGGGACGUGAGCUGCAGGCAGCUCAUUCAGAGGCGCAGCAUAUUCCCGCCUUAAUGGCCGAGCUCGAUAGUUUGAGGAGGGAGUAUCAGUUCUGCAGGAGUACUUAUGACUAUGAGAAGAAGUUAUACAACGACCACCUUGAAUCUCUUCAGGUGAUGGAGAAGAACUAUAUGUCAAUGUCAAGGGAGGUGGAGAAGCUGAGGGCAGAGUUAACUAAUUCAACAAACAUUGACCCACGAACAGGUGCGCCAUACAGUGCCCCUGCUGGAUACAAUGAAGGUCUUCAUGUGGGGAGCUAUACAUCCGGUCAAAACGCCUAUGGUACAGUUCAGCAGGGGCAGGGAGUACCUGCUGGUGUACCUGGUCCUGGUCCAGGGGUUAAUUCCCCUCAUGUUGUAGCCCAACCGGGCCCAUAUGGUCCAGUGGCUGGUCGUGAUCCCCCCAGAGGAGGCCCUAUUUAUGGUGUACCUUUCCAAACUGGUUAUGAUCCUCACAGGGGACCCACUGGGACUAACUUUGAUGCCCAAAGGGGGCAAAAUGGGCCGGGCUAUGAAGCCCAGAAGGGACCCAUGCAUGAAGCCCGGGUCCAAAAUGUUCCUGCUUACGAUCCACAAAGAAGCUCUGGUGAUGAUGCUCAUGGGUCGUCUAGGGGUGCUGUGAGGCCCCAAGGACAGGUACCUGUGAAUAAUAAUGUGGCUUAUGGCUCGACGCCAGGUGGUAGAGUUGAGGUUGGUUAUGAGCUGAAUCCACAUGGUGGAAAUCCCGUUCGGAGACUUCCAAAAUCCCCUCACAGAGCAUCCAUGGAAGACGACUCGCUCCAACAUCUUCAUCUCCAAUCUGUGAGUUUUCCGGUGAAAGGAAUGGAAUCGGUCAUAGCUACGGUGACCGGAUAUCAAGGCUCGGAGAGAUUCAACCUCAUAAAGCUGAUUUCUCACGCCGGCGCCAGUUAUGUUGGAAACAUGAACCCUUCUGUUACUCAUUUGGUGUGCCGGAAAUUUGAAGGGAGGAAGUAUGAGAUUGCGAAGAAGUUGAACAUGGUGAUAGUUAACCAUAGGUGGAUUGAGGAAUGCGUGAAGAAGGGAAGGCGUGUGUUGGAGAGACCUUACACCUUUCGGAGUGGGAAAGAAGUUGGACCUCUGCUUUUGGAGCCCCCAGCUGGUAUUAGUUUAGCUAAGUCCCGGUCUGAAGCAUUGAAGAAAUCUAAACAACCUGUGUUUGAUAUUGACUGUGAAGACACCAGUAAUGUUGCUUGGGUGACUCCAAUUCUUGCUGAUGAGGUCGAGAAAACAGGCACUUCCAAGGCUGCAAAUUCUUCUGGAGUGAAAAAACGGAGUUCCACUUCACUCAAAUCUCAUGGCAAGGCUCGGAAGCUUGUUAAACAGCAUAUCAGCAAAAAAGAUGAAUUAUUGACUUCAAGCAUAUUGGAAGACCUUGAGGAGAGAAAAACACUAGCCAGGAACAUCAGCAGCGUAAUUCUGUCUGAUAGUUCAGACUCUCAUAUGCACCAACAUUUACCCGAUAAAAGCUUUUCUAUUAGCAGGGAAGAUGACACUGAUGCCUUUGAUGAUGUUGAAGAGUUCCGGCAUGCAAAUAAUGAAAAUCAGAAUACAAGUAUCCAUAGUUCUCCAACUUCUCCACCUCAAAUUUCAGGAAAAAAUCCUGAAGCCGAUUGUGUGGAUUCUAUUGAUGUUGAUGCCGGUAAAAAAAUGGCCGCACCAAGUGAACUGUCAUGUGUUAUAUGCUGGACGGAGUUCAGUGCCACUCGGGGGGUAUUGUCAUGUGGGCACCGAUUUUGUUUCCUCUGUAUCCAGAACUGGGCAGAUCACAUGUCUUUGAGUGGGAAGCCUUCAACUUGUCCUCUCUGCAAAGCUAGCUUCACAUGCAUAAUGAAGGAUGAUGUUUCGCCAGAUCAGAAAAUCUAUUCUCAAUCCAUUCCACAAGGCAGUACAGAAAAUCUAUAUGUUCUUCCCGAGGAGGGAUACGUUCCUUACGGCCUUCCUACCAAUGCAUCAGCGCAAGUGUGUACUGUGUGCUCCAGUCGAGAACCGGAGGAUCUUCUUGUUAAGUGCCAUUCGUGUGGGAUUCGGUGCGUUCAUUGCUACUGCCUCGACCCACCAUUGUUUCCAUGGACAUGCGUUGCUUGCAAGGAACCCCGUAUGCUUCGGUCUAUUCAUGGCUGUUAG
This is a messenger RNA of Striga hermonthica, 4248 nucleotides long. The record is from the annotation of a GenBank genome assembly. NCBI's taxonomy places the organism in Eukaryota, Viridiplantae, Streptophyta, Magnoliopsida, Lamiales, Orobanchaceae.